GCUAAACAUUAUUCACAGAGCUGUGUGGAUAACGCUCGCCGUUAUUCACAGAUUUCGGUCUGCCGAUAACGCUAAACGUUAUUCACAGAGCUGUGUGAAUAACGCUUCCCAAAUUUAAAAGUUGAUAAAGGGAGAAAAUUCAUGUUCUCCGUUUUUAAAAAUGGCGACCCCCAACAAUGAUAGUGGUGCUAGUGCAACACCACAUCUUGUUGAUGAUUUUGAGGCUGCUUUUCAGGUUAGUAAUGCAUCUUACUUCCUAUUGCAUGUUAAUUUAACCUUGAUUUUACACCAGUUUACAGACUGAGUUGGACACAGUCAUGUACGCUUUGCUCUUUUUCUGAGCAGUCUCAGCUUUUUGUAACUUGUUUCUUUGUUUAUGUUCUUAGUCUGGACUUAGUUAUCUUAGCUUAGAUUGUUCAUAAUUUAUUAUAGUAUAGUAUUAGUUUUAUUAUUAGUCAUUAGUGAAGUCUGUGUCUAAGUUACUAGUACUAGACAGUAAAAUAAAAGUAAAUGCCCAAACUCUAAACUAAAUAAAAGUAAAGUGAAAAUUAUAAGAUAAGCACCCACUGAGAGUGAGAGUGAGAGAGAUGACAAGACAAUGAUUACAAUGACAGUCAAAUUGAAUUGUUUUUAGUUUUUUUUUAAAAUUUAAAUAUUAAAAAUAAUUAUAGGAAUUUAAGUAUCUGAAUCGGUAAGUAGGUCUAGACAUUUCUUCAGACAAACAGAAUUUUACUCUGUCCCAGUCCAAAGUUCAAGCAAUAUAAUUCAUAAAAUUCAAAUAUUUUGUGCAUAGCCUAGUGCCUAAUAUAAUUAAUUAUAAUUCAUAAAUGCUGAUACUGAUAAAUUAACAGUACACACUGUAACACAGCUAUCACUCACUGAGUUUGACACUCAGUUAACUUAGACUUGUAAGCCUAUCUUUAUUUUAUAAUACUAGCGAAUAUACCCGGGGUUGCAUUAGGACCCCAUCCCGGUAAGACCCCAAUCCCAAUGGGACCCCAAUCCCAUUCUCACCACGAUCCCGUUGCAAUCCCUUUUCCCGGUGUGAUCCCGUUCCCGGUGGGAUCCCGUUUUCUUGUGGCUACGAUUCCAGGGGAAAUCCCGAUCCAGUCGGUGUCUUGAUCCCAGUGGGAUCCCGAUGUCGGUGGAUCCCGAUGGACUAACGAUUCCGUUAGGAUACUGUACACUGUUGGAUCCCGUUCCACCUAGGUACUCUCUUUUCCGAUAUUAUCUCUUUUCCCGAUAUGAUCCCGAUCCGGGUUUGAUCACGUUGCCUGGUGGGAUCACGAUGGGAUCUCGUAACCGAUGGGUUUUAGUUUACUGUUAGAUCUCAAUUCCCAUUGGGAUCAUGUUCACUGCGAUUUUGUUCAAAUAAGUUUUUAAAUUCCAUUUAAUAUCACAGUGGAACAAUAAAGAACCUUAUGGAACAUUCUAGAUUAAAUUUAAUAAUAAAAAAAGUAUAAAAAAUUACUUUUCUAAAUAAUUAUUUUUAAAAUAAGAAAUAUUAUACAACUAAUUUGCACUACUAUAACUAUAGUAAAUUUAAAUUAAAAUAGGGACCCCGGUGGGGGCCCAUUUAAAAAAAGUACCUUUUUAGUUAUGUCUAAGAUAUGGGGGGGGGGCUAUAAAAAUCAUUCAAAUAAAUUAUAGAAUUAAAAUGUAAAAUUUGUCCCAUUAAAAUCGGUUUAAAAAUGCCAUAGAUAUAGCUUUUUAAAAUUAUUGAACUUUCUGGAAAAUUCUAGAAUGGAUAUUAUUAGUUUUAAAUCCACCGAUAUUUCAAUACAGGCAAUGAAGGGUAUUGCUGCAACAUUAGACCUAUAUCCAUCAAUUCAUAUUGAAACUAUAGUGUUGUCUAAGCCUAUUGAUAUUCAUAUAGCCUAUAUAAAAAAAAAUGAAACGGGGCCCCCGGCCCCAGAAGGAUGGAUAUUAUGAGUUCAAUACCCUUUGGUAUUUGAAUAUGGAUAAUUAAGUGUGUGUGUAAUAAGUUUGGUCAAGAUCCAUCUAUUCAUGUAAGAGUAGGAGUAUUAAGCUUAUUGAUUUUUAUAUAGCCAAUAUAAGAAAAAGUUAAAUGGGGCCCUGGCCCCAGACGGAUGGAUAUUAUGAGUUCAGUACCCUUUGGUAUUUGAGUAUGGAUUAUUAAGUACAUGUUCUUAGUUAGGUCAAGAUCCAUCUAUUCAUGAUGUAGUAUUUGUUGUUAAUUUUAUUUAUAUAGCUCAUAUAAGGAAAAAAACGAAUUCGGGGCCCCCGGCCCCAAACGGAAUGUUAUAAAAAGUUCAUAACCCCUUAAGAGUUCCUUCUGGAUUAUGAUGGAUACAUGUGUCAAGUUUGGUCAAGAUACAUCAAUCCAUGUAAAAGCCUUUGUGGAACAAACACCGCCCGCCACAAACAUUCACCUUUAUAUAUAUACUAGCCUAUAUACCUGGCAUGGCCCAGGAUUGCAUUAGGAUCCCAUCCUGGUGGGACCCCCAAUCCCAUUCUGACACCAAUCUCGGUGCAGUCCCGUUUCCCGGUGUGAUCCCGAUCCCAUUCUGACACCAAUCUCGGUGCAGUCUCGUUUCCCAGUGGAUCCAUUCAAGGUUAGGAUCCCGAUCCCGGUGGGAUCCCAUUUUCUGGUGGGAUUCUGAUCCCUUUGGGAUAAAGAUGAAGAUGUGAUCCCGACCCAUUUGGGAUCCCGUAUCAAAAAAUUCUUCAGUGGUAUUGAGAGAACAGUAAACUCCGGGGCAGUAUAGAAAUGAAUAGAACUAACUAAAAUUUCAAUAAUACCUUAGAUCCCACGAUAUAUUCCCUUGUAACAAUUUAGAACUUUCUGGAACAUUCUAGAUUAAAUUUAACAGCCUGCUCGAAACAUGUGUAAAAACUACUUUUCUAAUUAUUUUUUGAAUCCGAUACAAAUCUUCAACAAAUGUCAUAAAUAUAAUCCUUUUUCUUUUAUGUUACCGUACCGGUAAUCAAGGGGGCCCAUUCCAUAACUGUUCCAAUUUAGUUAUUUCUGAGAUGGGGGGGGGGGGGGGGGGGGGGAUAAAAAUCAUUCAAGUAAAUAAUAGAGUUAAAAUUUGUCACAUUAAAAUGAGUUUAAAAAUGCCAUAGAUAUCACCUUUUCCAACUAUCGAACUUUCUAGAAAAUUCUAGAUUGUCCCUGCAUGGAUUGGAUAUUCUUAGUUUUAAAUCCACAAAUAUUUCAAUAUGGACAAUGAAGUGUAGGCCUAUGGCUACUAUGCUAUGCUUAUAUCGAUCAAUUCACAUAGAACCUAUAUGUUGUCUAAGCCUAUUGAUAUUUAUAUAGCUUAUAUAAGAAAAAUGAAAUGGGGCCCCCGGCCCCCUUACGAAUGGAUAUUAUGAGUUCAUUACCCUUUCAGUAUUUGAAUAUGGAUAAUCAAGUGUAAGCAUUCUAAGUUUGGUCAAGAUCCAUCCAUUCAUGUAGGGGUAUUUUUAGUAAUUUUAUUUAUAUAGCUCAUAUAGAAAAAAACGAAUUCGGGGCCCCCAGCCCCAAACAAAAUGUUAUAAAAAGUUCAUAAUCCCUUAAGAGUUCCUUCUGGAUAAUGAUGGAUAUAUGUGCCAAGUUUGGUCAAGAUCCAUCAAUGCAUGUAAAAGCCUUUGUGGAACAAAUAGAAAAUCCCACAAACUUUCACUUUUAUAUAUAUAUAUAUAUAUGAUAUGAUAUAUGAUUAUUGUUUAAUUAUUAUCUAGUUACCUACUCUAGAGUCUCUUGUAUUGUAACAGAGCCUACUCAUAAUCAUAGGCCUAGGUCUAGGUUAGUAACUAGGUCUAAUUUGAUGACAUCACAUCACUAAUCACUCUCAGUAGUUAUAGACCUGUUUACUCUUACGAUUUUGGCGUAUGAUGUACUAUUUUGAGGUGUAUACAUUAUAUAUAAUUUGUUAGUAUGUUUAUUUUUUUUUGCUGUUAAUAUAAUGUAUUGAAUGAUUUUGUGAUGAUAUUGUAUGAUUUUAAGAGUUUGAGGGUAAACAGGGCUGUAGUUACCGUGUCGGCAGUAUCACAACUAUAUUCAGAACUUCUUAUAUAUGCCUAUAUGCAGAAACCUUAUCAUGCCUUAUAUCAUUUAUAUGACAUGAUGAAAGUUUAUUAGCCUAUUAGUAUUAAUUUAAUUAUAAUUUUAAUGUCAUUAAAUAUGAAAACUUGAAAAAUAAAUGUUGCUUUGGGCAGGGCAAACGGGGCAUUAAGCACAAAGCUGUUGUUUUUUUAUUUUUUUUAGAAAUUGAUUUCUUCACAAUUAAGCCCAUGUUAAUUCUUUAAACCGAGAAUAACACAUUGCUCACAAAUAAUAACUUUUACUAGGGGACUCGAGUGUAUUUUAAAGUUUAUUUGAUUUUUAAAAUAAUACCCUUAAAAGUUGAAAAUGUGUAUUAGGCACCAGGCCUUGAGGCAUUAGGCACCUUACAUGUUUUGAAUUAAAAAACACACAUCCAGUCUUUGUUUUCCAGCUCUUCUAUUGUUGAUAUAAUUUACACACACUCUAUGUGGUCCCAGUAUCACACUUGUCACACUAUGAUCCCCCCCACCCAAUGUCCCCAUCUAAGAUUUUCCUCAUUAUCUUUAGUAGGACUCAGGCUGCAGCUAGUGUUUAGAGAGAACUGGCUGUAUUAUGGAUAGUCUGAAAGUUUCUUGUAGUUCAUCAGAGUUGUUGCAAGUGUUCACACAUACUCACAUGGACAUGAAUGGUUGGGUCUCCUGUAGGUUGCGAAUGGGUGGACAUUGAUGGUUAUAAGGAAUUUCACCAGACUUGAGUCAAAACUAAUACUUUUUGUUAAUGCUAUAAUAUGAACAAUUUCUUUGGCCUCCGGUUCCUUUUUUUUUGGGUAACUUCCUACCAUCCUGCAAUUGAAAAAACAUGGGACAAUUAGCAUAUUUACUCCAGAAAUAUUAUGGGAGCCCAUAUUUACCCCAAUAACUCAUAUCUCAAAUCCUAACAUAGUGACAAGAGUUUAUUUAAUUUAAACUACUAAGUAAGGCAAUAUAUUUUUAAAAUUAAAUCACCUUUCAUGGUCUUAUUGAAGCUAUUUUAGCCUUGGGGUAUUAAGCACCUGGCUUGGAAUAUAAGCCAUAACUUUUUGUCACAAAGUAAACUAGUGAAUCAAAUUAAUGUAGAAAAAUAGUUUUAAAAAAAUAUAAUCAUUAAAACAUGUGGUAGGGUACAAAAAUUAAUUCUCUAAAUCAAAUAAAAUUUUGCAAACAUGGUUACACCCUAACAGUUUUCCAAAAUAAAUAUGUUGGCAUGGACUAUCAAGGAAGAAAAGAAUUAAUAUAAAAGCGAAGGCAAGAAUUGAAUUUUUUGAAAUUUUAAUACUUACCUUAAUAACUGCUUGAAGCCUUGAACAAACGUGUGUGUUGACAAAGGCAAGUGUGUUUACAACAAAAAAACAAAAAAAGGUAGUCAACUGUGGACCAUGCGGCAGCACAAAAAGUUCUGAUAGAGGUUUUUUUGUGUCAGAGCUUUCUAGAGGAAAAUUGAUGCUUCUCAAUUGUUAUUGAAAAGACUGUUCUGUUGGUCAAGUGUUCAAUAUGUGGCAUGACACAAAGUCUCUAAUUGGUUUAAAUCAGUAACCAAUUCUGCUUAAUGCCCCUUAAGUGUCUUGGUCAUUUUAUAGAGGGUUUUGGACAGCAUAUGUGUUUGGUGGUGCCUGACACUUAAAUUUACAUGUCUAAUAAUUAAUUUAAAAUUGUUCAGAACUGUAUAUCUUUGCUGACUUCACAAGAAAACUUCAAUGUUCAAGACACAGAAGAAACAAGAAUGAGUAAGUAGAUUUGUACUGUAGGAGUUUGGGUAGUGACAUAAUUACUAAAUUUUUGCAUUUUUCAGCCACAGUGGAAGAUCUUUGUAACCAAAAUAUGACUUUCUGUUGGCAUAACAAUCUCUUCUGAAAAGUGAUCAAAGGGUACCAGUAUGUGGGAAAAUAAUGCUUGACAAAUGUAGCUCAUGUUAGCCCUCUUGAGACGGCUGGGCCAAUCUAUCGACCUAGAUUGUUGUGGCGAAAAACAUGAAAGGCCGAUAUAUCUGCCCAAUAAUAAAAGCCUCAAGAUUGGCUGGCUGGUCUUUGUACUUACCAACUAAUCACAUUGCUUCUUGAAUUUUUAGCUCAUCUCACCAUUUUAAUGGCGGCUUUCAAUGAUACUUUACAGUGUUCCGUCAGUUUUAUAUCAAUUUUGUUUUGUACCUAGCGACCCAUGUAAAUGCUUAAAAAAUAUGUGACCUUGAAAUUUGUCAAAAGGCAUAAGCAUCCUCAGGAGUAUAUUUGUAUGCAGUUUUUCACAUUGAAUCUCAUUCAAAUAUGGGUUAUGACUUUUUUUAGGUUUCAGUAAUCAUAAAAUUUAUCAAAACUCUGCAAGUUAGACAAUUUUCUUCUAAGUGUACCAAUAAAAACAAACUUGCAUUAAUUAUACAAAUCAGGAUAUUGCAUUCACAUAAAUAUUGAGAUGUGAGUUUGAUUCAUAGAGAGAGUAUAAGUUAUUUCAAUUCCCUACAAGAAUGUACAUAGUUUUAUAUUUGUAAAGUAAUUAGUUUAUUUUUUAUUAAUUUUUUUGCAAAGUAAGUGCAGGGCUUGUUAAAAGGGCUUCAUCUUUUUGGCACAGACAGUCCAAAAAGUCUCUCUCUCAAAAGGGUUAAAUUUGAUCCUUUGUUAAUCACUGCAAAUGACUAUGCUUAACUAUAAAUUCAAGUACAAAAACAUUACCUAUAACUUUAUGAUUUACCUAAUUUUCUUUAGAAUAAUUUGAGAAGUCAAAUAUAAACAAAUUGUUAUAAGGAAAUUUGGUUUUGUUUCAGGUUACUUUCAUGAAUUGUUUGGAUAUAUAUUUUAUGGUAUGAUUAAUUAGUUCAGGGUGACAGCACUAUGCUGUAAAAAAAAAAUUCAAACAUCAUGAAUAAGGAUAUACAUUACACAAUGAUCUUUUAUAUAUUUUUAGGUGUAGAAAGUAGUUUACAGCGGUUUUUGGAAUCAGCAAGGCAAAUGGAGACUUUUUUCCUGAACAAAAGAUUGAUAUUAUCAGUUUCUAAACCCGAACAUGUAUUAAAUGAAGUAAGUUGCAAAAUUUUAUAUAAACUAAUUGCUUACUAAUAUGAUUGAAAAUAAUGUCACUACUGUUUCUUAUUAAUUUCAUUAUUAAAAUAAAAGACAAUGAUAUUUUGCAUGCUUCUUUGAAAACAGUAUGUACAAACAAUGUUUCUUCUUUAAAACUCACUAUCAAAUUUAAAAGUCUGUAAAAUAUGGUUAGCAAAAGUUGUCUAUAUUAUACUUGCUAUCUAGCUUAAGAAGUUUUGGAUAUUACAAUAUUACUAGUUUAUGGGGAGCAAAAUAAAUAUUAAAGGUCUAAUAAAUCAAUGCAAAACAUGUAAAUUAGUGAUUAAGAGUGUUUAUUUCCUUUCCCUGAUCUAUGAUAUAAAUAAUAUGUAUAUCAUUAUUAUUGAUUUAUUUCAAACAAGCCUGUAGAAUAAGCUGAAGCCCUUUAACUAAAACAGAAAAGAUACCCAUCAUUUAUCAGUUAACUUCAUUGCAUUUAUAGGAACAUAUCAAAUCAAUGUCUAACUUUUAUAUUUUAAAUUGAUUCUUUCAUGUUUAAUUUAUAGAACUUUUUUAAAAUUACAUAAUUUUACAAAAACAAUAUUUAUUUUUACAUCUAAUCAGGAUAUUUCAGAUUUAAAGAUUGAACUUGAACGUAAAGAAAAACUCAUUGAAAAACAUCAUGAGAAGCUACCUAAAUGGCAAGCUCUUCUCCGAGCCAAUGCGCCUCCCCCAACAACUACACCAUCUAGUCCAUUUUCUGGCACUCAGGCACCACCUCAUCAGACAAUGGCUCCUGCACCAUCUAUGCAGCCUACAAAUGUAGGUCAACCCAUGGGAGUCUCUCCUGCUCAGACUAUGAUGAGCCAGCAGGCAUCCAAUAUGCCACCAGGACAAUAUCCAGGACCCCCUGCUGGCCAUCCAGGGCAGUACAAUAUGCCACCUCCAGCUUAUCCCCAGGGACCACUUGCUUAUUUGGAAAGAAUGGUAUAAUGUCUGACAGCUCAUUGACUGGCAAUUUCAUAGAAAUAUCAAACUUCAUUCUUGAAAGCAUGAUGCUUCAUCUUAAACUUUAAAUUUAAUAAUUAAUGUGUAUAUAUAUCAGUGAAUAUAUAUAUAGAGAGAAUAUUGAUACUGUAUAGUAAAGGAUAACAAAUGUAAUGGAAUGUGUCUCUAACCCCUUGCAGUCAAUGCAACUAAAAGUUCAUUAAAAUGUUAACUCACUUUCACUCAAGAUAAAAACGGUUUGUUACAGAUAUGAAAAGUGAAUAAUUUUAUAUAAAUACUAAUUAUUUUAUGAAUAUUUAAAUAUCACUAACUAUGUAGCAUUGACCAAGGGAUUGUUUGGUUUUUGUAUUUUUUCCUGUGCUUAGAUUUGGGUAAAUGAAAUAAAUUUCAAUUUUACAGUUUAUUCUCUAAAGAAAAUUUUUUCUAGAUUUAAUUAUUAUUUGAAAUAACUAAAAUCAUUUAAAGUUAAUUUGAAAACAAUUAUUUAAAGCAUUCUCUUUUCUUGUACUCGGGUGAACUUUUUUGACUAAACUGUCAUAUGAGAAGUAUUUUUUUUUUUUAAAUUGUUGUCAGUUACAUGCAAGGAUUUUGUUUUUUGUGUUUCAGUAUGUAUCUAAAAUUUUUCUAUAAAUGUAAAUAAUUUUUAAUAAAAGUAAUUAUUUAAUGAAAUAGUAUUGUCUUUAAAUUAAUUAUUUCUUUGUAAAUUUCCUUUUUUUACUGAUUUAUAAAAAAAUGUAUGUGCUUUACCAGUAAUUAGUACAACUGUUUAUGAGG
Messenger RNA from Lymnaea stagnalis (great pond snail), 8798 nucleotides. The record is from the annotation of a GenBank genome assembly. Lineage: Eukaryota; Metazoa; Mollusca; Gastropoda; Lymnaeidae.